Messenger RNA from Orbilia oligospora ATCC 24927, 1038 nucleotides. RefSeq lists its product as uncharacterized. The record is from RefSeq and is a predicted model, not a curated record. Bases 1 to 1038 code for a protein of 345 amino acids. Gene Ontology annotation, molecular function: nitronate monooxygenase activity. NCBI's taxonomy places the organism in Eukaryota, Fungi, Ascomycota, Orbiliomycetes, Orbiliales, Orbiliaceae. The transcript has 2 exons.
AUGGAGCAGCAAAUCAAGACUCCACUUACAGACCUUCUUGGGAUCCAGCAUCCUAUCCUGCUGGCAGGAAUGGCAAGAACUUCGUCAUCUGAGCUCGCCGCUGCCGUUUCAAAUGCGGGUGGCCUAGGAACGGUUGGUGGACUUGGUUAUACACCUGCCCAGCUCCUCGAAAUUGUUACAUCUCUCAAAGCAUUACUAAAAUCACCCGACCUUCCAUUCGGUAUUGAUCUUGCGCUUCCUAAGAUUGGUGAUGGGGCGCGAAAGACAAACCACGACUAUACCAACGGCCAGCUAGACGAAUUGAUCACAGUCACUAUUGAAUCCGGUGCCAGGCUAUUUGUGUCUGCGGUGGGAAUUCCUCCACCACAUGUUAUCAAGCGGCUGCAUGAUGCAAAAAUUCUUAUUAUGAACAUGGUUGGACAUCCAAAACACGCCGAUUAUGCUUUGAAAGCUGGCGUGGAUAUAAUUUGUGCACAAGGUAGCGAAGGAGGCGGACACACAGGGUCUAUUGCUACAAGCAUAUUAAUACCGGCAAUCUGUGAUGUUGUGAAGAAAUACAAAUCGCCACUGACGGGCGAAACCCCACUUGUCGUUGCCGCAGGUGGUAUCAGGGAUGGAAGGUCGCUUGCCAGCUCCCUGAUGCAGGGUGCUGCUGGUGUCUGGGUUGGUACAAGAUUUGUUGCGGCGGUGGAAGCCGGAUGCUCUGAGAUGCACAAGCAAGAGGUAAAAUCUGCAACUUUUGACGAUACUAUCCGCACGUUAGUAGUAUCUGGGCGGCCUUUGAGGGUGAAGAUGAAUGAUUAUAUCAAGAAAUGGGAGGAGCAACCACAGCGCGUCAAGGAACUUUGCGAUCAGGGUAUUACACCUCUGGAAUACGACAUGAAAGAAGGAAACGAUCUAGAUUUGCCAUUCUUGAUGGGCCAAGUGGCAGGAGUAAUCGAUGACAUUAAGCCAGCGAAAGAAAUAGUGGAUGAUAUGGUAAAGGAAGCCGUGGAAAUGCUACGUAAGGGCAAUGGAUAUCUUGUCUCAAAGCUUUAG